AUGUUGAACAGUGCGGUCGAUUCCCGCAUUUUCCGCAAUCUUUUCGGAACGGAAGAGAUCCGCGACAUAUUCUCAGAUGAAGCUUACAUCAAGUGUUUGGUUGAAGUUGAAAUUGCUCUUGCGCGAGCUGAAGCAAAGGUGAAUGUUAUCCCACACGAAUCAGCCAAUGUUAUCGCAGAGAACGCCAAGUACGAAAACCUAGACCUCGACCGCAUGGCUGCGGACACCGAAAAUGUUGGGUAUCCCGUCUUGCCGCUGGUGUGGCAAUUGGCCGAGAUGGUGCCCGGGGAACAUGCCAAGUACAUCCAUUGGGGUGCCACAACACAAGAUAUCAUGGACUGCGCUUCCAUGGUGCAAAUGCGUAGAGGACUUGUUAUUGUCCGUCGGAACCUUCAUGAGUUGAAUGCGACUCUAAAGUCUCUUUCGGAGAAAUAUGCCGACACACCCAUGGCAGGCAGGACCCAUCUCCAACAUGCUCUUCCAAUCACAUUUGGCUAUAAAUGCGCCGUAUAUCUCUCUGGUCUCCAACGGCAUAUCCAAAGAUUGACCGAAAUAGAGCAUCGUUGUUUGCUGGUCCAGUUCGGCGGCGCAGCAGGAACAUUGGCAUCGCUCGGCUCGGAUGAUACCGGUCUGGAGGUGCGAAAACAACUUGCGACGGAGCUCGGGUUACACGAUCCAUCAAUUACAUGGCAUGUGGCACGGGAUCACAUUGCCGAAAUCAUCAACUUUCUAGCACUCAUCGGGGGAUCUCUAGGGAAAAUCGCUCUAGAUAUCAUCAUAAUGUCGUCUAAUGAAGUUGCCGAGGUGGCUGAGCCCUUCGUACCAUUUCGGGGAGCGUCGUCAACCAUGCCUCAGAAGCGAAACCCUAUAUCAAGCGAAGUUAUACUUGCCUCUUCGAAGCUGCUUCGGUCGAACGCAUCAUUGGCUCUGGAUGCCAUGGUGUCCGAUUUCGAACGAGCUUCUGGCCCCUGGCAUCUGGAGUGGAGCUGCGUUCCAGAUUCAUUUGUCCUAUGCUGUGGCGCGCUACACCAAGCAAAUUUCGUUAUCAAGGGCCUUCUCGUCAACACUGAAGCCAUGUCAAACAAUCUCAACAUGACCAAGGGCCUGAUUGUUGCGGAGGCAGUGAUGAUGGGAACUGCGCCGAAGCUUGGUCGCCAGAGGGCACAUGACGUAGCUUAUGAGGCCUGUACAAAGGCAAUAGAGGGAAAUCUCCCCUUGAUCGAUGUCCUUCAACAGGAUAACAGUCUGGUAGCUGAAGUCGGAGUGGAGAGGCUAAGGUCCCUUUGUGAUCCAUGUCAGUAUCUUGGGUGCUGCCGACAGAUGAUUGAGAAUGUCAUUCAUGAUGAAUAG
Molecule: messenger RNA, 1350 nt
Organism: Aspergillus luchuensis
Lineage: Eukaryota; Fungi; Ascomycota; Eurotiomycetes; Eurotiales; Aspergillaceae
Product: class-II fumarase/aspartase family protein
Exons: 3
Coding region: 1-1350 (449 amino acids)
Molecular function (GO): catalytic activity
Source: RefSeq, a predicted model, not a curated record